Molecule: messenger RNA, 471 nt
Organism: Clonostachys solani
Lineage: Eukaryota; Fungi; Ascomycota; Sordariomycetes; Hypocreales; Bionectriaceae
Source: the annotation of a GenBank genome assembly
AUGGACACCGUUGACCCUGAACGAGCUCCAACCACAAUACCAUCCACUUCUAGCAGAUCUCAGCUGGAAACUUAUCAACUCCUCGUUGGCGACACUAAUGCCCGCGAGUCCUCAAAUCCGAAUGACGAAUCUAUAUACCAUAUGGUCCUGGCAAAAGAACGCAAAGCUGCGGUUGUAUCCGUCUCUACUACUGCAAUCUUCUUCCUCAUGAUCAUGGCGCAGAUCGGCCUUUGCCUUGGCAUCGCUAUCGGCGCCCAGCUCGGCUUAACCAACAAACAAAUAUCUAUUCUCGCAGGUGUAAAUACGGGAGUGUGGCAGAGAGGAUACCUGAAGGCGGGCAUCGACGUCGACGCGGUGAAGGAGGCAGAUGAAAUGCAGAUGUUGGAGGAUGCGGCAAGAGAUGAUGCUCAGAUCAACUUUGCUGGCCUCGAGACCGUCAACAAAGGUGACCGGAACAAGAAGAUCGGGUAG